GACAAAACAAAAAUGGUAGGUCAAGUGCUUGUUUCCAUUGGAUAACCCUUAACAAAAGAAGAUCUCCUAAUAAGGUAACACCCACCUUUUUUGUUUAUUUCUUUUUAGGUUGGUUUGUUCUUCUUGAUGGCUGUUACAUGGGUUUUGAUCAUGUACCUCUCACUCCCUAAUAGUAGUAGUAUUUAUAUAAUCAUUCCCUGGUCUCUCUUCUUCCAACCUCAAACACUGCAACUACUAAUCCCUUCUCUCUUCUCUAUCCAGAUCUCUGGUAUAAUGGCUCAAGUAGAUAAUAAUAUCAGUAGGCAACCAACAACAACAGGAUUCAAACUCUUUGGAACAACAAUUCCUUUAGAAACCACCAAACAAGUACAGGCAGUAGUAGUGAAAAAGGAAGCUGAAGAAAUCAUUAAGUCAUCUUCAUCUUCAUCACCAUCCUCAUCAACAACAUCAUCAUCUGGAGAAGUUUCAGCAGAAAGAAAAAUAUCAGAAAAAAUUAUACCAUGUCCAAGAUGUAAAAGCAUGGAAACAAAGUUCUGUUACUUCAAUAACUAUAACGUUAAUCAGCCAAGACACUUUUGUAAAGGUUGUCAACGGUACUGGACCGCUGGUGGUACCUUAAGAAACGUUCCGGUGGGUGCCGGACGUCGCAAAGCGAAACCGUCUGGGUUCUCAUCAACUGGUCAUGAUCAUUGUAUGUUUGAUGCUUCUGGUGUAGGAGAAUUGGAUAUACAUGGGAUGGUUCAACAGUGGCAGCAUAUGACCACCGUUUCUAGAGACAGUGGUGGUGCUUUUCAGCAUGUUUUUCCGGGGAAGCGACGUAACACGAAUCCUACCGGACAAAUAUGUUAGUUAAUUAACCUCUUCUAGUUGUUUUUUGCUUUUUUAAUCUGUAUGUUUUUGAUUUUUGCAAGUUGAGAAAUUUGUUAGUGUUCUAUGUACAUACAGAAGAAGAUUGUUCUUAUGCUUAAUCAGAAAUGUUCUUUUUUCUAAUGUAACCGUUAGUUAUGUUCUAAGCGAUGUUAAUUAUGGUCUUAAUCUCUUCUUCAAGUUUGUUAAUGUAUCCAGUCCAAGUUGUUAAAAUGUCAAGGAGACUUCAGUGUAAUUAAGUUGAAGUUUCUAAAAGGUCAAAACCAAGACCUCAAAUCGAUGAAAUUAAAGUGGUUUCAAUAUAUAUAUUUUUUACUUGAUA
Messenger RNA from Papaver somniferum (opium poppy), 1189 nucleotides. RefSeq names its product cyclic dof factor 4-like. Lineage: Eukaryota; Viridiplantae; Streptophyta; Magnoliopsida; Ranunculales; Papaveraceae. Gene Ontology annotation, molecular function: DNA binding; DNA-binding transcription factor activity. Gene Ontology annotation, biological process: regulation of DNA-templated transcription. The record is from RefSeq and is a predicted model, not a curated record. Bases 127 to 849 code for a protein of 240 amino acids. The transcript has a single exon.